Messenger RNA from Fragaria vesca subsp. vesca, 2245 nucleotides. RefSeq lists its product as uncharacterized. The transcript has 5 exons. Lineage: Eukaryota; Viridiplantae; Streptophyta; Magnoliopsida; Rosales; Rosaceae. Bases 147 to 1559 code for a protein of 470 amino acids. The record is from RefSeq and is a predicted model, not a curated record.
AAAAAAAAACAAAGUAUCGUCUUUUUAAUUAAUGGGGCGAUACCCACCAUGAACACUUGUCUCUCACAUCUUCUUCACCUUCCUUCUUCUUCCCUUUCUUCUUCUUCGACAACCAAGUCUGUGUGAGAGUCCCAGAUGCCCUGCAAAUGGGGAAAGGUGAGAAAAGCCUGCACCAGCAGCACCACCAGGAUCAGAGUCACCAAACCCACGAUGCUUCUGGCUUCAUCUGUCCCGAAUGUUCCAGAUUCUUCAACAGAAUCGCCCAGGAGUUCAGCUUCCGAUGCGUCUUCGUUUUAAUUCUCGGCUUCUCGGUUUUCCUCUCCGGGAUCUUCUGGAUCCUUCCUCGCCAUCCCGUCAAUUCCGGGUUCGAUGCCAAAGAAUCGAUUAAGCUCGCUGCGACAGUUCAGGCAUACUUCAGACUGGAAAAGCCAGUUCGAGAGCUUGUUCCACACAUUGCACAAUUAGAAUACGAUAUCAAUGGGGAAAUAGGUGUCCCAGAUACAAAGGUGGCUGUUUUGUCCAUGCACCAAAAUGGUGCAUCUAACUGGACUGAUGUGGUGUUUGGUGUUCUUUCCGAUCCGGUGAAUGUUCCGAUACUUCCAGUGUCCAUAAGUGUGCUGAGAGCUUCUUUGGUUGAGCUGUUCCUUAAGCAAUCUAAUCUUACAGUGACGGCAUCAACGUUUGGACAACCAUAUAUGUUUGAGAUUCUAAAGUGUCCUGGGGGAAUCACUGUGAUUCCUGGGCAAGGUGCUUUGAUCUGGCAAAUACCGCAGAUUCUGUUUAACUUUACUCUCAAUAAUUCAAUAACUGAGAUAGUGGAAAAUUUUGGUGAACUAAAGGAGCAGUUGACGUUUGGGUUGCAUCUGAGGUCUUACGAGGAUGUCAUUUUGCAAGUAACAAACACAUUGGGUUCAACUACAGAUUCCCCAGUUGAAGUUCAAGCUUCACUUAUGUCUGCUUUUGGGGGACUUCUGCCACAGCGAUUGAAACAGUUGGCUCAGAUAAUUACAGGCUCUCCUGCAAGAAAUCUUGGUCUCGAUAACUCUGUCUUUGGUAAGGUCAAAAGUAUCAGAUUAUCCUCCUUUUUGAAGGGUACGCUCUCUGCCACCCCUCCAACUCCUUCUCCAGCUCCAUCACCGGACCUAAGUGAUAAUGCCGGACCAUCAAUCUCUCCAAAUCCUGCUCCAACCGUUUACUCUGCAGCACCUUCACCCUCCAAGACUGGACAUCCACCUCGGCCAUGUUUAUACCAUGGUCCUAAAGUUUCUCCAAGCUCCUCGCCAACUCCUCAUUCUAACCCUAAUGUCCCCCCUACUUAUGCACCUAGCAGUUCCCCUUAUUCCCCUUCUUUGAGUCCCUCAUCUCAAGUGUCCCCACAUGUAUCACCUGCACCUGUAAUGUCCUAUACUUCUAGUCCAGGCUACAAGAAAAGUGAAAAAGGCUUGUGGUCUCCAUCACCCGCCCCAACCCCAUCAUCUUUCGCAGUAGGAACUUUCUACAAAGAGAUCCGAUUAUUGGGAUUUUGUGGACAACUCAUCUUUCUUCUCCUUUGUUGCUGAAGUGGAUGGUUCAUUUCCAUCAUACAGCAGAUAAGUUGCAACCAUAAAUAACAACAUAGCAUAAUGAUCUACCAUAGUUUUGUUUUGGCGAGGAUGGCAGUGUGCCAAUGUCAAAGUUUGACAGAAAAUGUCCGGUAAGCAAGACGUAAGUGAAUCAAGAGAUGACUGCAGGUCAAAGCCAAAAGGUGGCAGGCCUCGCAUUUCGCUUCUACAUUUUCUGAUCUCACAGACACAUGAAGUUCUUUUCAAAGGGAAACCUCUUAGAGAAGUGUCUGUGACCAGUUGAAGCAUGCCUUUCUUGCAGAUUUUCCUAAAGGAACCGUUCCUUACAUCAAAGCAAUUGUAAAAUAGAACAGGCUCUUUUAGAGCAUCUGCAAUGCCAGGCCAAGUAAAAUUGCUGCACUAAUGUGUACAGGUUAUCUUAUAUACUUGUGAAAAGAGCCAGAUAGAUACACCUUUAUUUGAAAAAUGUCAUCGUGAAUCGAGCAAUCUGACUUUUCUUACACGUAGUUUUCAGUUUUCCCUUCAGAUUAAAUCUGAUGUUGACUCAAGAAUGAUCAUUCAGCUUGACCAAUAGGUUCUUAUAAACAUGGCUUGUUCAGUAUUGAUAGCAUCCAAUACUAACACAUCAAAAUCAAGUGGUGAUUAUCAUCCGCGCGGACAAGUAUUGGUGGUACAUGAUGGUU